ACUUUAACAGGCACCACCAUUACCAAACGACUGGGGCCAACGAAGGGUGAAGAGAAGUUGCUUUAUCAGGCGCUUCCCCACCGCACCAUCGACUAGAGCCACAGUUGCGAGAUCUGGUAUGGAUAAGAGCAAGGUUUUUCAGAGGCAUCAAUGGCUUCUAUCACGUACAAAGGAAUCACUUUACCCGUAGUGGAUUACUACUCAGUGGAAACACUCAGCUAUGUGGAAAAUGAAUUCCAACUUUUGGAUGAUGAUGUAGUUACUGUCACUUACCCCAAGUCAGGUACCCAUUGGAUGCUGGAGAUCUUGAAUUUAAUUUGGCGUGAUGGGGACCCCUCAUGGGUUCAGAACUUACCAGUUUGGGAAAGGACACCCUGGCUUGAGAAUACUGAUGGACUGAAGCUAGCGUUGAAAUAUCCUCCACCCAGGCUUCUGACUACUCACCUGCCAUUCCACAUUUUCCCCAAGUCCUUCCUCAGCUCCAAGGCCAAGGUCAUCUACACUCUACGCAACCCCAAAGAUGUGCUGAUCUCAUUAUACCAUUUCUGCAAGGGCUUAAAAAUGAUGGAGGACCCUGGAAUUGUGGAAGACUUCAUGGAGAGUUUCCUGCAUGGAAAAUUGCCUUAUGGUUCCUGGUUUGACCAUGUGAAAGGCUGGAUGGUGAUGAAGGACAGACCCAAUAUCUUCUUCAUAACUUAUGAAGAACUACAGCAGGACUUGCGACACAGUGUGGAGAGGAUCUGCCAAUUCCUUGGCAAGGAGCUGAAUAGCCAGCAAAUCAGCUCUGUAGUUGAAAAUGCCUCUUUCCAUAAGAUGAAGGACAACAAAAUGUCCAACUUUUCCUUAUUCCCGGACACUUAUUUUGACCAUACCAAAGGAAAAAUGAUGAGGAAAGGAAUCUCUGGGGAUUGGAAGAACCACCUGACCGUGGCACAGAGUGAACGCUUUGACCAGGUUUAUCAGGAGAAUAUGCGGGGUGUGAGCAUGACUUUCCCGUGGGACUGAAGAGUGCCAGAUUGUUCCUUCUGUUGUUCUUCAUCCUCACAUUCUCAUGCCUCUUGUGAGUCAAGUUCCUUCACAUUGCUUCUUCUAAAUAAACACAAAUCUGAGCAGA
Molecule: messenger RNA, 1114 nt
Organism: Rhineura floridana
Lineage: Eukaryota; Metazoa; Chordata; Lepidosauria; Squamata; Rhineuridae
Product: sulfotransferase 2B1-like
Exons: 7
Coding region: 151-1005 (284 amino acids)
Biological process (GO): sulfation
Cellular component (GO): cytoplasm
Molecular function (GO): sulfotransferase activity
Source: RefSeq, a predicted model, not a curated record